Molecule: messenger RNA, 997 nt
Organism: Eriocheir sinensis (Chinese mitten crab)
Lineage: Eukaryota; Metazoa; Arthropoda; Malacostraca; Decapoda; Varunidae
Product: interferon alpha-inducible protein 27-like protein 2B
Exons: 4
Coding region: 18-410 (130 amino acids)
Cellular component (GO): membrane
Source: RefSeq, a predicted model, not a curated record
AUGAAAUUGGUAAGACCAUGACUGUGUUUGGUUCCCUCCUUGCUCCAGCUACUUUUGGAGCUUCACAUGAAGAGUCCCGGGAUCAAAAUGGGAAUCUCUUACUGUACGGCACUGCUGCUGUGGCCGGAGGAGCGGCUGCAGUGUUUGGAACUCCCCUCGUACUAAUGGGUCUCGGAUUCACGAGUGCGGGCAUCGCUGCCGGUACCUGGGGAGCAUCCAUGAUGUCUGCCUCUGCCAUUGCCAGUGGAGGAGGGAUUGUAGCAGGUGGAGUGCUGCAGGGAUCAUGUUUCUUAACACGUUACCCGUGUUUGGCAAUUCAGCGCUCUCGCCUGCCCCGCGGAACCUUCACAGCGCCACCACGCCAGUGUCCGUCGGACUUUUGCAGAGAGAGGAUGUAUGUAUCAUUGUGAGAGGAUAGCCUGUAGUAGAGAGCGUAAAAAUCCACGGUACAAAUAUAUACCGAAUCGCAGACCACUAAUAUUGUUUCCCUCUAUCGCGUAUUGGUGCACCAAUGUACCAGGCAUGGGUUGGCGCAUAUAUGUACCAGUUCGCGACCCACUGAUGAUAUAAUCUUGUUCCGCUAUUUGGUGUAGUUUUUAUGAUGCAUAUAUGAGUUAGUAUCGAUACAGUAUCUUACAUUUUGAUCAGCUGUACAUACGAAAACUAUUGAUAAAUGCUUUUUUCCCCCCUUUUCACCAUAAAUGAACUCGACCGUCUUUUGCGGAGGACGAUCGGAUACCUCAUCUGGUGAUUCAGAUGAUUAAGAUUUUUUUGUCAAUUCAGGUGACCCAGAUGAUGAGCACUCCGAGGAAAGUGAUGAGUCAGAAACAGAUGAAGAGCAGGAUGGGGAACAUUAUUUUUUAUUCAGUUAUGAAAGCAAAAUAUUAAUUUAUCAGGAAUUUUUAUUUUUUUUACGUUAUUUGCCGAGUGGUAUUUUCCUGUGGUAUUUUCCUCCACAGUUCAGCAAAAUACACUGCAAUAAAUGAAACAUUAAGAU